Molecule: messenger RNA, 2460 nt
Organism: Dryobates pubescens (Downy woodpecker)
Lineage: Eukaryota; Metazoa; Chordata; Aves; Piciformes; Picidae
Gene: PPM1G
Product: protein phosphatase, Mg2+/Mn2+ dependent 1G
Exons: 10
Coding region: 280-1968 (562 amino acids)
Biological process (GO): protein dephosphorylation
Cellular component (GO): nucleoplasm
Molecular function (GO): protein serine/threonine phosphatase activity; cation binding
Source: RefSeq, a predicted model, not a curated record
CGCUUCCGGUCCCUGUGCUGCGGCCGCGCGGUCUGAGCGCAGUUCCCCCGCGGCGACUCUCUAGCCCGCGCUUCCGGCCGCGCGACUUCCGCUCGGUGGGUGGUUCCGCCGCCCGCACUACCUUGCCGCCUGUGCCGGGCCGCCCGUGCCCUCCCGUGCCGCCCGGUACGGUCCGGCCGAGCGCGGCCCGGCUACUGCCGCCGCUCCCGCCACCGCUCUUCCGCACAGGGUCCGCCGCCCCGGGGACCGGGUCCGCCGGCGGAGGCCACUGCAGGCGCCAUGGGCGCCUACCUGUCGCAGCCGAACACGGUGAAGAGCUCCGGGGACGGGGCUGGACUCGGGCCGCGCCCGCUCCACUUCGGCUUUAGCGCCAUGCAGGGCUGGCGUGUCUCCAUGGAGGAUGCUCACAACUGCAUUCCCGAGCUGGACAGCGAAACGGCCAUGUUCUCCGUCUACGAUGGACACGGAGGAGAAGAAGUUGCCCUGUACUGUGCCAAGUAUCUUCCUGAGAUAAUCAAAGACCAGAAAGCCUACAAAGAAGGCAAAUUACAAAAGGCCCUGGAGGAUGCUUUCUUAGCCAUAGAUGCCAAGCUCACCACUGAAGAGGUGAUUAAAGAGCUCUCCCAGAUGGCUGGGCGACCCCAGGAUGAUGAAGAGGAGAAGGAGAAAGUUGCUGAUGAAGAUGAUGUGGAUAAUGAGGAAGCUGCUCUUCUGCACGAAGAAGCCACAAUGACCAUCGAGGAGCUUCUCACACGUUAUGGACAAAACUGCACCAAGAACCUCAAAAACAAGUCCUCAGCUCCGGCCGCGGAGAACGCUGCGGAGGGGACAGGCAAGCAGCAUGAUGGGGAGUCAAAUAUGAAUGGAGAGGCUGACCCAGGGGAGCUUACCGACCACAAGGAGAGGAAGAAUGGGAAGCCAGAUGAAGAAAUCACGGGUAUUUCCUCCACCUCAGACAAAGCCAGCGCUGGAGGCAACAGCCCUGCUCCGCAGAAGCCUGACCUAGGCAAAGGUGACGAGGCCGUCACCUCUUCCACUGGGGAGGCCGGGCCCUCCUGCUCCUCCACGGGAAAGCCCCAGCGCACAGCCAAAUCCAAAUUUUUUGAGGACAGUGAGGAUGAGUCAGAUGAGGUUGAGGAAGAGGAGGAAGACAGUGAGGAAUGCAGUGAAGAUGAGGACGGUUACAGCAGUGAAGAGGCAGAGAAUGAAGAUGAUGAAGAUGACACUGAAGAAGCAGAGGAGGAUGAGGAGGAAGAGGAGGAAAUGUUGUUACCAGGCAUGGAGGGGAAAGAGGAGCCUGGCUCUGACAGCGGGACAACUGCUGUGGUGGCUCUUAUCCGGGGCAAGCAGCUGAUUGUGGCCAAUGCUGGAGACUCGCGCUGCGUGGUGUCAGAAGGCGGCAAAGCUGUUGACAUGUCCUAUGACCACAAGCCCGAGGAUGAGGUGGAGCUGGCCAGGAUAAAGAAUGCUGGUGGCAAGGUCACCAUGGAUGGGAGAGUGAACGGCGGCCUCAACCUCUCCCGGGCAAUCGGGGAUCACUUCUACAAGCGCAACAAGAAUCUGCCUCCAGAGGAACAGAUGAUCUCUGCCUUGCCUGACAUUAAAGUGCUGACAAUAAAUGACGACCACGACUUCAUGGUUAUUGCCUGUGAUGGAAUCUGGAAUGUGAUGAGCAGCCAGGAAGUGGUGGAUUUUAUCCAGUCCAAGAUCACCCAAAAGGAUGAGAAUGGAGUCCUGAGGCCGCUGUCCUCCAUUGUAGAAGAGCUGCUGGAUCAGUGUUUGGCUCCAGACACCUCAGGAGACGGCACGGGCUGCGAUAACAUGACUUGCAUCAUCAUCAGUUUCAAACCCCGUAACACACACCCGCCUGCCGAGAGCGGGAAGCGGAAACUGGAGGCCGCGGCCGCGCCAGCAGCGCCAGCAGAGGAGAACGGCAGCGAGAACACCAAGAAGGCCAAGCUGGAGUAGCUGGCCGCGUGCAGGGACUUGGCUGCGCACUCAACAGACUCUCGUUUCUUAAACACGCUGAACUCAAGACUCCCGAAGUCUUGUCCUGUUUUUUAGCCUUAGCAGAGGCCUUGUCUGUCUGUGUCCUGGGGGGCGGGGGGUGGGUCUGGUUAGCCAAGGGCAUGUCGCACACUUCAUCCAUAACCAUUCCAAAGAGAGAGCCGAGGGCAGAGCUGCGCCGGAGCAGCGGGAGCCGGCUGCAGCAGGCAGCACCCUGCGGUUAGAGGAACGAUGUCCCCCCAUUGUCUCCAUGUGGUUGUUGCCAUUUCUGUGCCUGUGAGUUUCUGUUCGGAGGGAAGAACUUUUUUCACCGUUGAGGUUUGGGGUUUUUUUUAAUCUGCACCUGAUUAUUUAAGGCCCUUUUUGGUUUUGUGAAACAAUCUGGCUGUGGUGCUGCUGCCACACCUCAUUCUGUUGUACACUUUCAAUCAAUACUUUUUUCGAACUAAAAGC